Molecule: messenger RNA, 5229 nt
Organism: Pieris brassicae (large cabbage white)
Lineage: Eukaryota; Metazoa; Arthropoda; Insecta; Lepidoptera; Pieridae
Gene: chb
Product: CLIP-associating protein
Exons: 37
Coding region: 405-4691 (1428 amino acids)
Biological process (GO): mitotic spindle assembly
Cellular component (GO): mitotic spindle; cytoplasmic microtubule; spindle microtubule
Molecular function (GO): microtubule binding
Source: RefSeq, a predicted model, not a curated record
UGCGCGCUUACCUACCGAUAAUUUUUUCUGGUCCCAAACGGUGAGAUAAUUCUCCUAACGAAAACGUUUGUGUUUGUCAGUGUUAUCAAAUUAAGUGUAUCUUAAAAAAAACAUUUAUGGAAAGUUAAAAGUGAUUGUGCUAUCGUAGUAUAAAGUAAAAAGUGUUGGAAAGGUCAACUAAAAAGGCCGUGCCUGCAGCAUUCCUCAUCUUUACAUUACAAAAUAUUUGCUUAUGACCUUCAUUUUAUCAGAAAAAUCCACAGUGCAAAUUAUGCCUUGAUGAAUCUGUGAUCGUCUUAGUAACACUAGUGUAGUGAAGUGUGACACUAUUGUGAGUGAAAUGGUGGUAUGGAUUGAGACUGGUGAUAUUAGUGUUUUCGGAAUACAGUAAAGGGAAACUAAAGAUGUCUCACUACCCCCAGCCAGCGUCCUUAGAGGACGCACUUCCUCUGCUGGGGAAGCCGGACCUGCGCAUGCGUCAAUUGCUGGGUGAGCGUUUGACGUUGCUCGUCAGACGAGAGGAGAUCACCCACGACAUAGCAGCACCAUUGCUGGAUUCUCUGGUCGCUUGGCUCAAUGGGGGAAAUUUUAAGGUUGCCCAGAAUGGACUGGAAGUGAUAGCUGCGAUAGCUGAGCGUAUGGGGCCAGAGUUCUCCCCUUAUGUGCCUACAGUAUUGCCUCAUAUUAUAGACAGAUUGGCAGACACAAAGGAGGGUGUACGCGUGGCUGCACGUUCGUGUAUAACGAGCCUUGACGAUUGCAAGGCUGUCGCUCCACGCUCGUUACUCGCACGUCUAACGCCUGCGUUACAACACAAGGCUGCGCAUACACGAGAGGAAGCUCUGAAGUGUAUAGCCGCCUUGUUGCAUACCCAUGGAGCGACAGAACUCCAACUACGCUCGUGCAUACCAAAUCUGGCUGCGCUGGUCGGAGAUCCGAAUAGCGCAGUGAGAGACGCCGCGGCACAAUUGCUGGUCGAUGUUUAUAGGCAUGUGGGUGAAAGACUAAGGCAGGAUUUAAAGAAGAAAGAAUUGUUGCCAGCGCAGAAGUUGGCACUGCUGGAACAGAAGUUUGAUGAGGCCAGAGAAGCUGGGUUGUUGUUACCCUCAGCAAACGCGGGUACAGAUGAGGCAGACUUCGUAUCACGGACAGUGAAACGUUCGAUGACAAUUCCUACGAGUAGAAGUAGAGAUGGGGACAGUGGUGCCUCAACGCCAGCAUGUGAAGUGAAGCGAACAGUGGGCGGUUUAUACUGCUUACCAUCGGGAAGUCGUAAACCACCUGUGAAACUCACAAGUGCGUCUAGUGUCUCAAGCGCCGCAAGCAAUUCAGGCGAAGCUGGUGCCGUUUCGUGCGAAGCGUUUGAAGCUGCUUUUGCACAUAUCGCCCCAGCCGCUGUGUAUGGGGCAAGGGGCUUGGAGGAUCUGUUCCGACACGCAGCUGCUUUAUUGGGCGACAGAGGGGCAGAUUGGGAGAAAAGGGUCGAUGCGUUGAAGAAAAUCCGUUCGUUGCUCGUUGCGAACGCGCACGUCCAGUAUCCAACCGAAUUCGCUGCGCACCUGAAGGAACUGUCCGUGCCGUUUCUCGUCGUCAUCAAGGAUUUGAGGAGUCAGGUCGUACGGGAAGCUUGUAUAACUAUAGCGCACAUGGCGAAGCUGUUGAAGAAUAAAUUGGAUCAGUUCUGUCUUUAUAUAUUACAAGAGGUUAUCAAUCUCAUACAAAAUGCAGCCAAGGUGGUGUCUUCGGCUGGUACAAUAUGUGUGCGUUACAUAGUUAUAUACGUUCAUUCGCCGAGGCUCGUACCAGUGAUGACGACCAACCUCACUACCAAUAAGUCAAAGGAGAUACGGUCUACGCUAAGCGAGGUCCUAGUGCUUCUGUUGGACAAGUGGUCCCCGGUGGCAAUAGAGAAGCAGCAUCAUGCUAUCAGCGAGGCCAUUAAGAAGGCGUGUGUGGAUGCUGAUAGUACGGCGAGGAAUCAUGGACGAAGAGCGUACUGGGCGUACAAGAAACAUUUCCCAUCGGAUGCCGAGCAAUUGUUCUUGAAGUUGGAUUCGGCUGCGCAAAAGCAGAUCGAACGAGAGAGGGUUGGGAGUGUCGAUAGUCUGCAACAUAUUGGAACUGACAGAAGAAUGGUAACCAGCCCCAGGAGUCCAUCGGCAAGUGUUUCUGCCGGCGUAGCAGCCAGGUCGGUAAGCGCAGUGGACGCAGCAGCCGCUCAACGUGCCAAAGCGAGAGCGAUGUAUUCGCAUCUCGCGAGGAAUAAAGUCGCCGCCGGGACUGCUAGCCUACCUCGCGCCAAACGCUCCCCGGUGAGUGGAACGGUUGCCCCUAGUCCCGAGAGGACUGUCCGAUCUCGUUCCAGGCCUGGCGUUUCUCAGUCACAACCAACAUCGAGGUCUUCCUCUCCGUCUUCCAGGAGUGGACCAGUCUCAUUGAACACGAGGAGGCGACCUUCUGGUAUACCACGGUCUUUGGCUGGUUCGAGGGAGACGAGUCCCACAAGAACGGCAAGAUCUAGCAGCGUGGUGGGUGCGGUCCGGAGACCGUCUGUGGAGAGGUCCCAAAGACCUCCCACGACCACCCUUCGGCUGCUGCAGCAGUCAAGGGACGCGGAGGCUUCUCUGAGGAGCCCCGAAGACGUUUCUGCGUGCGAAAGAAGAGAUGACGAUUCUGAAGCGUCAAGUGUGUGUUCGGAACGGAGUUUGGACUCUUAUAGGAGACAUGACAGCCUGACCUGGUCUUCCUCACGCCUGGGAUGGGAUUCUUCGCCCCCUCCACCCCCGUCGCCUGAUAACAUUAUCGCCCUGUGUGCGUGUACGCACUGGACGGAACGCAAGGACGGACUCACACAUCUCGCUAACUACUUGAAUAGCGGGAUGCUCCUCACUGAGGAGCAGUUGAAAAGAUUGACAGAACUCCUGAACAAGAUGUUCGUUGAUGCACACACAAAAGUAUUCUCGCUUCUGUUGGACGCUGUCUGUGAACUAUUGCUGGUCCACGCCCAGAAUCUGAAGGACUGGCUCUAUCAGCUCAUGUUAAAAUUACUAACAAAGCUCGGUACAGACAUACUGGGAUCGGUCCAAAGCAAAAUCAUGAAGACUUUGGAUGUCAUACACGAGUAUUAUCCAGCUGAGCUCCAAUUGUAUAAUAUAUUCAGGUUCCUAGCAGAUAGCGCGACAGCUCCAACCGCGAAGUCGAAAGCGGCGGCUCUGAAGUUCUUGACGGACUUAGCGCGUCACUACUGUACGCAAAAUAGCUUGGCUGUUGCAUUACAAGGUGGCAGCACGAGUGUGGCAGGUAGGGCUCUAACCAAGGUGGCGAACUUGGCCAACGAUUCCAGGUCUGCAGAUGUUCGGACCAUGGCAAGACGAGCCCUCGCAGCCCUGUACGACUGUAAUCCUGUGCCUUUUACAGCGCUCAUGAGCGAAUUGCCGCCCGAUACGCAAGCGAUGGUGAAUGGGGUGUUACAACAACACGUGAGAAGGACUUCUAGCACGGGUAGCGAUAGCCCAAUGCGUACAUCGAGUACGACUUCCAACCCGACCAACGCGGAGGACGUGUAUUCGAGAAUUAGGAAGACAACGUCCGAGAUACACACAUACACCGCGCAGCAUUCUAACGCGGAAUGCGGCAAUCAUAUGUCCAGCAAGGACUCUGGAAUCAGCCAAAUGUCGGAUGCCACGUCGUCAGCGAGAGGACAGAAUGUCCCCAACGGACAUUAUACCGGUGAUAUAGGCCGCGCCGCAUCGGCGGAUAGUUCGGAAGAGGCGAAUAGCACGAAGGAGUCGUCGCCGAUACCUCAUAGGGAUUGUACUCAUGGUCACGGAGACUACACUUCAGCGAAUAUGGCGAGGGACAAGAUGAAGCCACACGACAUGGAUGAGAACGGUCUUUUAAUAACAAAAGCCGGUCUCCGGGAGACGGAGGUGCUGGAGGCGUUGAGCAAAGUGGACGUGUCCAAGGAUCCGGCUGAACAUUGCGAGCGGCUUUUCGUCGCCACCCACGAGAUCCUCAAAUACGGCGAGUGUAAGAAGCCCUGCGAAUAUUUCAAGAACAUUCUAAGAGUGUCGUUGGCGGCUAUUUCAGUUGAGGAAAAUGUUGCAGACAAAGAGAAUACGGAUAAUGCGACGAAUACCCAAUCAGGAUGGGCAAACGCUCAUGAGCGAACGACCGCCGAAGCGGUGAAGGUCCUCAUCUGGUUAUGCCGGAGACCAGAGACACGCCCGCAAUGGCUGGACUAUUUCGAUCUGAUUCUGUUGAAGCUGAUCAACGCGUACGGAGCCCACAGUAAGGAGGUCAUGAGGGCCAUAGACACUGGGAUGCCGCAUAUCGCUGCUGCGUUGCCGGCUCAGCAGGUUCUGGCCCUCUUAAAACCAGUUAUAAGAACCAAAGGAUACCCUUCAUCACUGUGCGCUCUGAAGCUAGCCGCGGAAGUUGCAAAGGCGCGAAGCUCGGAGCUGUCAGAUGAAAUCGUUUCGCCUAUAAUGGAGGGCGUAGGGCAGCUGGCUGACCACCAAAACUCGGCAGUGCGCAAAGCGGCCAUCUUCUGUAUGGUGGCUUUCACAUUCGCACUCGGCAAAGAGAGAAUGCAGCCUUACUACAAAUAUCUAUCUGUUAGCAAGCUGCGGUUGUUAGACGUAUACAUAAACAAGCAAAAGGAAGAGGCGACGAAAGGCGGUGGGUCGUAGCGACGACAGAGGCUGGCCACGCGUGCCACGCAGACCGACACGUAACCCGGUUGAGCUUAGGUGACCUGUUACGACCAUGCUCGACCCUGUGACCAUGCGUUGCGAUUUAACAUCCUAAUCACCACAUAUAACCUAAUUUGAUCUAACCCAAUGUUAUACCAUAUAUUUUCUUUAAUAUCAACGCUUUUAAUAAUUUGAUAUUUGUGUUCACCUUUCGUUGGUUAUUAAAAUUAUGUAAGGGUAUAUAUAUAUGUGUCUGCGAACGCGCAAAGUUUUACGUGUAUAUGUUUUUUUUGGCAAGAAGCGAACUUCAAUAAAGUAAUAGAAGUGUUUUUUUUUUCUUAUUAUUUGACAAGGAAUGGUGUCCUUAUGAAUGAAAGUGUAUUGUAAACUAUUUUAAUAAAGACAAAUUUGAAAAAAUAUGAUAAUAAUAGAGAAAAUAUAAUAAUAAUACAAGGAAAUUUAAAUAAGUAUUGUAAUAGUACAGACUCACGAACAAAUUAAAUGAAGGGUAAACGACAUAAUUUUAAAACCCACA